CUUUCUCCCUAUUUCCAAAUUCUUGAUUUUUAUGCAAUCCAGAUCGGAGUAUUAACGAGGGUUUUUUUUGGGGGUAGUCAAACAUGUCGUGUUCUCGCGGUUUUGGUUGUUGUUGCGGCAGUUUCAUCGUCAUCUUUGCAGGUAUUAUAGCUUUAAUCGUGUGGUCAGCUGUUCGCGGGUAUCGACUGCCCGCUUGCUCAGUCGAAGAUUUCUAUGUCCCCUACCUUAAUGUGACCGACAAUUCAACCUCUGCCCGAACCAACCACUCUCUCUACUUCGAUCUCAGGCUCAAAAAUAGGGAGCCCUUAAUUGGGGUGAGCUACGAUGAUGUUAAAGUCACCUUUUUCAUCGGUCUAAAUAAUAGCAUGACUCCCAUUGGAUACUACAGUUGCCCCCAGUUCUACCAGGGUUUUGGCAAAAAAGCUCGCCGGAAGGCGUUUGUGGAGACUUACGGCGUCCCAUGGGAGGCAGCUUAUGCCAACGUCUCGAAUGGGUCAACGGUGACUUUCCGAGUAGGGCUAUCCACGUGGGCGACAUACGAAUCUUGUUCUGAUGACGGUGGUUGUUUUCAUCAUACGUAUGCUCUCGUCGAAGGGGCUAACAUUGACGUUGAUGGGUCUGGUCGGAAAGUCAACAAGCAGAGCAUUCGGCUCCAGUCCGCUGCGCCACAGCAUGCUGGCCGUCCUGUGUUUCUUGGGCUUCCGGUUGUGCUUUAUUUUUUAGUUUUAUAUUACGUGUGAAUAAUGGAUAUAAAUAUACCCACAUCAUAAGACCUCCUUUCACUACUUGUGGUGUAAAUUUGUAAAUAUUUUAAAAUAAUGUAUGAGGAGGUAUAUAGGUGCGUGCUUCUAACCCUUAGUUCGUGGGAAAUUGUUAGCUUGUAAAUUAAGGUUUGUGUGUAUGUUCUGGUGUAUUUUCAACAUCAUGAGCC
Messenger RNA from Oldenlandia corymbosa var. corymbosa, 931 nucleotides. The record is from the annotation of a GenBank genome assembly. NCBI's taxonomy places the organism in Eukaryota, Viridiplantae, Streptophyta, Magnoliopsida, Gentianales, Rubiaceae.